Messenger RNA from Coregonus sp. 'balchen', 2539 nucleotides. NCBI's taxonomy places the organism in Eukaryota, Metazoa, Chordata, Actinopteri, Salmoniformes, Salmonidae. The record is from the annotation of a GenBank genome assembly.
GAGGUCCAGAAGGCGGCAUCUCUCUUCUCCCUCUACACCGAGCUCUUCUCCAUGAUCCCCUCCCUGGCCGCCACCCUCAUCCUCGUCACCUAUAGCGACCAGCGCGGACGCAAGAUCACCAUCAUCCUGCCUCUGAUUGGCUCUCUGUUUUACACGGUGUCCUUCCUGUCCGUCUCCUUCUUCGAGCUGGACCUCUACCUCCUCAUCGUCUCCUCCUUCGUCAGCGCCCUGUUCGGGGGCUCGGGGACGUUCCUGGGGGGCUGUUUCUCCUACAUCGCUGACCUGUGCGAGGACGGACAGGAGAAGACCCUGCGGAUGGCCGGGGUGGACAUGGUGAUCGGCCUGCUGUCUGGAGUGGCCUCUCUCUCUACGGGUUACUUCCUCCGAGCAGCAGGCUUCAACUGGCCCUUCUUCACCUCGGCUCUGUUCCAGUGUGUCAACCUGGUCUACGCCGUCUUCGUCCUGGAGGAGACGGUCCAACGACCUCCAGACGACCCCCUGGACGGCUCCCCGCGCCGCACCGCCAUGCGUCAGCUGGCCUACGGGGUCUACCAGCUGUUUGCAGGGGCCAGCAGGAGGCGCAACGUCCUCCUGGUUCUCCUCCUGCUCCUCUUCUCCUCCUUCUCCUUCGCCAACGUGGGCGGGAUCUCCACGAUCACGCUGUACGAGCUCAACCAGCCGCUGUGCUGGAACGAGAUCCUGAUUGGCUACGGCUCGGCGCUGUCCAUGACAGUGUUCCUGACCAGCUUCGUGGGCGUGACUGUGUUCUCUCGCUGCGGCGUGCCCAACCUCGUCAUCAUACUCAUAGGGAUACUGAGUGUCAUGGCGGCCAUGACCCUGGUGGCCUUCGCCAAGACCACGCUCAUGAUGUUCCUGGGUAAGGAAUAAGGAUGAUUUUCACAUGGUAACAUGGUCAGGAAUAAGGAUGAUUUUCACAUGGUAACAUGGUCAGGAAUAAGGAUGAUUUUCAAUGGUAACAUGGUCAGGAAUAAGGAUGAUUUUCACAUGGUAACAUGGUCAGGAAUAAGGAUGAUUUUCACAUGGUAACAUGGUCAGGAAUAAGGAUGAUUUUCAAUGGUAACAUGGUCAGGAAUAAGGAUGAUUUUCAAUGGUAACAUGGUCAGGAAUAAGGAUGAUUUUCACAUGGUAACAUGGUCAGGAAUAAGGAUGAUUUUCAAUGGUAACAUGGUCAGGAAUAAGGAUGAUAUUCACAUGGUAAUUUAACAGACACCUUUAUCCAAAACGACUCACAUUCGGUAUGUGCCCCAAAACAUUUUUAAACUCCCAUGUAGGGUUGGGGUCAAUUCCAUUUACAUUCCAGUCAAUUCAGAAAGUAAAACAAAUUCCCAACAUGGGAGUCAGGUUAUGAACAGGUUAUGAACAGGUUAUGAACAUGUUAUGUCGCUUCUGUUAGUUGUCCCUUUUUGGAAAGGAGCAAGAGAGAGACCUGAAUAUCAUUGGCUGAAACGUAGGCUAAACCUAUUACAAAAGUCCAUAAAAUCUAGUUGCUUGUUGUAUUAUGAUUUAAUGUCUAAUAUCUGAAUGUGUCUUCAUUUUCAUUAUAUCGGGUUUCACAGCCGUAAUCAAAUAAAGCAAUCUGAUAAGCCUUGGAACGUUGCCAAGGAAAAUCGGCCACUCAUAAACAGGCUGCACUGCGUUCAAAUCUGCAAUUUGCCACAGUUACGUUAUGACUAUAACUACUGCUCCCUGAAGGAGGGAAAUUAGGUAAAACAUGCUAUGGGGAGUCGCACUCUCGCAACUUCGGUUGUACCUCGUUUCCCUCCUCCGGGGAACAGUAGUUAUAGUCAUGUUGUACCUCGUGUUCAUAACAUGUUCAUAACCUAAUGCUGUUCAGUCUACAUAUCGAUUGAGAACCCAGUGAAUCAAUAAUGUGAUGUAAGCCUCGGGAUCUGCUUCUUCACAUAUGGACAGAUAUCAUCCUGUGCUUAGAGUAUCUUAUGGUUGUUAGUACAGUCCAUGUGUCUGAGUUAUCCCGGAUAUUCUCUCUAGAUUCUAUUGUCUAUAUUUAGAUUUUAUAUCUAGAUCUCUCUCAUCAUCCUCUAGUCUAUGGAUUCUCUUUCUCUCUCUCAUGUCUCUCUCUCUCUACUCUAUCUCUCUCUCUCUCUCUCUCUCUCUCUCGUCUCUGUCUCUCUCUCUCUCUUUCUCUCUCUCUGUCUCUGUCUCUCUCUCUCUCUCUCUCUCUCUCUCUCUGCCUCUCUCUGUCCCUCUGAAUUCAAUUCAAUAAAUGCUUUAUUGACAAGAAUGGGUGGUUUCCACUGUUGCCAAAGGAAUCUAUAGGAAGUAUUACAAAAAUGAACAAUAUGCUUGAGCAAAAAUAUUAAUAAAAUCACAACAAAAAUCUACAUGGACUAAAUAAAAAAAAAUUAACCCAAACAACCCAAAAUUGAGAAUAAAAUUUCACAAGGAAAUCUCUCUCUUAUGUUUGUUCUUCUCAGUGAGGCUUCCAAUGCUGCUGGCUAUCAUGCCAUUCCCCAUGCUGAGAUCCAUGAUGUCGAAGAUCGUGUCAAAGACCGAGCAG